Gamsiella multidivaricata is the source of this 957-nucleotide messenger RNA. RefSeq lists its product as uncharacterized. Bases 86 to 595 code for a protein of 169 amino acids. The transcript has a single exon. The record is from RefSeq and is a predicted model, not a curated record. Lineage: Eukaryota; Fungi; Mortierellomycota; Mortierellomycetes; Mortierellales; Mortierellaceae.
CGAACAUCGAUUACGACAAAACAAAACGAGACAACCCAACACACUCUCACACACACACACACACACACACACGCACACUCAGACAAUGCACCAUGCACAAUGCAACAUUGUACAUGCCGCUAACCAUAACAAUAAAGAUCCAAUCCAAUCCAAUCCAAUCCAAUCCAGCACACGCUCUUAUCCUCUCGUUUACUCGCUCUUUUGUUCAAAACAAAGACAGAGCCAGACGGAGGUAGAUCAAGGGGGAGAGGGGUAUAUCAGAUGUGCACACGAGCAAAAGGAGCUGGAAAAAGGCGGUCUGGUAGUGGUGGAUCGGACACGCUCUGGGCGUUGCAGGCGUAGGCGUAGGGAAGGAGGAGAGAUGAUACUAAGAGGGUGUGUGAUGUUCUUUCUGAAAACGGGUGUGGAGUGUGAACUGCUUGCUGACUGGGCGCAGGAUGUACCUUUUCUGGUUUUGGUUUUGGUUUUGUGUGGGAGAGACUGUUGCCAAGAAGGACGGACCGUUGGGUUGCGGGGUAUUGUUCCCGGAGUUCAGCACACAAUGGGGUCUGGAAUGAGAUGGAAUGAGAAGAGAGCGGGAAGGGCAGAGGAGUAAGAGGGGUCUGCACAGGAUAGCGGGGCAAGGGCAAGGGCAACGGGGUGGAGGGAGGGGCCAAAAGGGAGGUUGCACGAGCAAUAAAGAAGCGAGGGGGCGAGAGAAGACGAGGAGGGAAUGGAAAUGUGAAUGUGCCGAGUAGGAGUAGUAGUAGUAGGAGUAGUUGUGGUGGUGGGAGAGUUUAAUGAACAGUGGAGAGAAGGGGGGAGAGAGAAACUGUGGGAGUGAGAGAGAGCGUGUGUGUGGGAGAGGGUGUCGCAGCAGAGAGAGGGAAAGGGAAAGAGAAAGACUCGGAUCGUGGAAACAAAGAAGGACGAGAAAAGGAGGGAAAAAAAGAAAGUUAGGAUCGAUCGAUUAUACGA